AUGCACUUAGAACUGUGUAAAACUAUCAAGAGUCUGGAUAACUCAUUCAGUUGGCUUUUGUUUACUUGGUUUGUGCUUAAUAUUGGAAAUGGCUGUUUUAUAGCUUUUUUUCUUCUUAACAGUUCAUAUGACAUAUUUGGUACAAGUGUGCUUGUGUUUUGGCUCAUUGCCAGCUGUGUUUAUAUAGGUGCAACAUCUAUUUCAGCGGCCAUCCUCCAGGAAAAGGCUCAUGCACCAUUAGAGUACCUUUACGACAUAGACAUUAAUGACGUUAAACCGGAAGAUCAGCCUCAGCUGUAUUUAUUCCUGUCCAAAUUAACGAGUUCAUCCGUAGGUUUAACAGCGUUUGGUUUGGUCACCAUCACAAAAGAACUCCUUCUAACUUUAGCUGGCUUGUAUUUGACCUACUUCUUCCUGUUGUUGCAGUUCAGAUAGCUGUUUGAGAUAAUAACUCCGACAUCAAAAUCG
Mytilus californianus (California mussel) is the source of this 468-nucleotide messenger RNA. RefSeq lists its product as uncharacterized. The coding region runs from base 1 to 435 and encodes 144 amino acids. The transcript is spliced from 4 exons. Gene Ontology annotation, cellular component: membrane. Gene Ontology annotation, biological process: sensory perception of taste. Lineage: Eukaryota; Metazoa; Mollusca; Bivalvia; Mytilida; Mytilidae. The record is from RefSeq and is a predicted model, not a curated record.